Messenger RNA from Apodemus sylvaticus (European woodmouse), 987 nucleotides. RefSeq names its product neuronal differentiation 4 (gene Neurod4). Gene Ontology annotation, molecular function: protein dimerization activity. The record is from RefSeq and is a predicted model, not a curated record. Gene Ontology annotation, biological process: regulation of DNA-templated transcription; nervous system development. NCBI's taxonomy places the organism in Eukaryota, Metazoa, Chordata, Mammalia, Rodentia, Muridae. The coding region runs from base 1 to 987 and encodes 328 amino acids. The transcript has a single exon.
AUGGCAAAAAUGUACAUGAAAUCCAAGGAUAUGGUGGAGCUGGUCAGCACACAAUCCUGGAUGGACAAAGGUCUGAGUUCUCAAAAUGAAAUGAAGGAGCAAGAAAGAAGACCAGGUUCUUAUGGAAUGCUUGGAACCUUAACUGAAGAGCAUGACAGUAUUGAAGAGGAGGAAGAAGAGGAGGAAGAUGGAGAUAAACCUAAAAGAAGAGGUCCCAAGAAAAAGAAGAUGACUAAAGCUCGCCUGGAAAGGUUCAGGGCUCGAAGAGUCAAGGCCAAUGCAAGAGAACGGACCCGGAUGCAUGGCCUGAACGAUGCCUUGGAUAAUCUUAGGAGAGUCAUGCCAUGUUACUCUAAAACUCAAAAACUUUCCAAGAUAGAGACUCUUCGACUGGCAAGGAACUAUAUCUGGGCCUUGUCUGAAGUCCUAGAGACUGGUCAGACACUUGAAGGGAAGGGAUUUGUGGAGAUGCUAUGUAAAGGUCUCUCUCAGCCCACAAGCAACCUGGUUGCUGGAUGCCUCCAACUGGGGCCUCAAUCUGUCCUGCUGGAGAAGCACGAGGAAAAAUCUCCAAUUUGUGACUCUACUGUCUCUGUCCACACCUUCAACUAUCAGUCUCCAGGGCUCCCCAGCCCUCCUUAUGGCCAUAUGGAAACACACCCUCUCCAUUUCAAGCCUCAACCAUUUAAGAGUUUGGGAGACUCUUUUGGGAGCCAUCCACCUGAUUGCAGCACCCCCCCUUAUGAGGGCCCACUCACACCACCCCUGAGCAUUAGUGGUAACUUCUCCUUGAAGCAAGAUGGCUCCCCCGACUUGGAAAAAUCCUACAACUUCAUGCCACAUUAUACCACUACAAGUUCAGGGCAUGUGCACUCAACUCCCUUUCAGAAUGGCACUCCCCACUAUGAUGUUCCUGUAGACCUGACCUAUGAUUCCUAUUCCCACCAUGGUAUUGGAACUCAGCUCAAUACAAUCUUCUCUGAUUAG